AUGGCUAUCUCUCACCUCAACUGCGGCAGGAGCGCGGCCAAGCCUUCAAGUAAAGGACUAGCUGAGGAGGUAGAGGCACGAAGAGCAGAAUGA
Parastagonospora nodorum SN15 is the source of this 93-nucleotide messenger RNA. RefSeq lists its product as hypothetical. The transcript is spliced from 2 exons. The record is from RefSeq and is a predicted model, not a curated record. The coding region runs from base 1 to 93 and encodes 30 amino acids. Lineage: Eukaryota; Fungi; Ascomycota; Dothideomycetes; Pleosporales; Phaeosphaeriaceae.